CGCCAUAAAGUUGAUUGUUGUGAUGGUUAAGAUUGCUAGUGGGUUUAAGGGAAUUUUAAGGGAAAGAAAGCUGACAACGAAUCAGAGAUCAGUGCAACAUGUUUUACAAUUACCAGUUACUGUGUUAUGCCAAGAAGGGGAAAUUCUCUGUCAUAUGGCUUGCAGGAAACCAUAAAAAACUGUCUCAGAAACAGAUUAUGAGUGUGAAUAUUGAAGUAUCAUGUGUGGAAAUUAUACAAACAGUGAAGACAUCUAGUAGAAACAAAAAUAAACGUUUUUCCUUAUAUUUGUCAUCAGUUCUCAUGAAUGGCUUGUGCAUAAUAAAGAACAGACAAUGUGAACUGCUCCUUGACCAAGUGAAGGACUGGUUUAUGUUUCAAGUGGCUGCAAAAACAUUGCAUGAAGACUUGUCUGUUCGUUGGACUGUUAGUAGGGAUAAGAGGCGGACCAAACGGAAGAAGAGAGAAAUUGAGGAAGUAAGUGCGGACUUCGUAGCACAAGCACUUCUUGAACUACAGUCUUAUCCUUCUCUAUCUCCGUCACACUAUCCUCAGCAAGUGGAACCAGAAAUAUCACUACAGCCAGAACGAACGCCAAUAGUACCAACAGCACAGACCCAGGAAAAGGCUAUAUUAAUGAGCCUUGUGCAUGAAGAUGAUGAUGAAAUUAUACAGAAAUUAGACAAAAUAUUUGCCCAGCAAGAAGCUACAGAAGAGGAACAGAGAUUACCAGUUGGCGAAGGCUUGCUUGUUCCACGUGAAACAGAUACUGCAGCAGACCUAGAAGCCCAGGGAUUGCCAAGAAGGACAACAGAUGAGGCACUGAGUAUGGAAGUUGUUCGGCACACGGAAACACCACCAGCAGUAGCAAUAUUUACUGAUGUGCAGCAGCCAUUAAUGACAGAAGAUCAGAGGUCUUCUUCCAUAUCAUUAGUUCAGCCACCAGCACCACUUCUACAAAUACCUGAAGCCGAAGAACAUUUAGCCAUCCAGUCUCUUGAAGAAUCAGUUCCAGCACCAGCUGAUGUUGCCCUUGCUCAUAGACCUGAAGAUGUAGAUGUUACUCGGCCAAGAAAAAGAAUGAAGCGUUCCUUGCCAAGAGAAAGAGUGAUGCAUCACGUACCAAUUAUAGACAGACGAACAGAAUUGACUUUUACAAGACAGAAUCUGUAUGUAGAUGUGCACAAAGAGUAUGAGGAUGUUUUCAGCAGCCUCAUGGAGCUUCUUCCUCCUAUGGAAGAGCCUGUCAAGAAUUUUUUACCUCUUAGUCAAGAUGAAAUGAUGCGAGGAUCAUCAGAUACCCUUGAAAGAUUUCAGCAGUCUAUAGGUCGGAGAUCUUCGGAAGAAAGAUCCAGAAGAAAGAUGAGUGGAGAAGGUGAGAAGCAGAUGGUCCCUGCAUCAGAGCUCUAUCAUAUUAGUGAGGAAGCUGCUGUUCUUCCAGAAUCUGCCGUUAUGCAGGAAAGCUUGAUACCAGAACCUCCAAGGGAAGAAAAAUCACUUCAGGUGCCAAUCACCUAUGAUGAACCAGUCCCAGGUGCAGCAAAACCAGAUGACGCAGAUGUGAGACCUACGAGGGAUGCACAGGAAGAAAAAGCUGAGAGUAUGGAAGUGCAGGCUGUUGUUGAUGUACCACGAUUUACAGAAAGAUCUGGACAAUCGACAAAGCAUCACUUUAGAGCAAGAUAACAGCACAGACUUUGCACCUAUUUACAUUACACCGACUGGUGAAUUAUAAUGCCACUGAACUGAAUGAACAUGUCAUUUGCAUGAUCCAUCUCAUAAAGAUUUACAUUGUAUACAAUAUGUGUGAGAAUUGAAUUUGUUUUUAGUCACAGUGAAGAUUAU
Molecule: messenger RNA, 1844 nt
Organism: Schistocerca cancellata (South American locust)
Lineage: Eukaryota; Metazoa; Arthropoda; Insecta; Orthoptera; Acrididae
Exons: 17
Coding region: 99-1685 (528 amino acids)
Molecular function (GO): protein binding
Source: RefSeq, a predicted model, not a curated record